AUGGCUACCUACGAAACAGAUCCCGAGAUCGGUUUCGAUCAGGACGACCCUAAGUACUGGCGUGCCCUCCACGUCAAACUGCACUAUGCAAUACUUGUAAAGGAUGUGGCCGAAAUCAAGCGCGUGUUGAGCUUGGGAGCCGACAUCAAUUUCAAGAACGAGCAUGGCUACACUGCGUUGGAGUGGGCGGACCAUCUGAAACAGUUGGAAAUCGCCAAGUGCCUUCUUCAGAACAUGAACGUCAAGUUGCACGGAUACGUGGAAAUCCUCAAGCAUAUUCGUGCCAAGCGCCCCAUCAUUGUGCGCGCUCUGCUGGAGAUGGGUGUCACUGGCAUGCUCGCCAAAAACAAGUGCUACCACAGAGGUUUGAUCCUGCAGGCUUGUCGGGUCGGCCAUCCGACUAUACUCCAGAUGCUGAUAAACUGCGUUCCCGGCUACAUGAUCACCGAUUACAAACAAGUGUACUUGCAGGUAGCGGCGUCUGAGCAUAACGACGAUGUCCUGGAGAUACUGCGCGAGAGGGCUCGUCAGGAAGAGGCGUGGAGAGAGAACUACUUCAGGCCCAGGGCCUUUGUGGCUCCGGUUCAGUUACCCCCAAGAGACCUAGAGUACGAGAAGAUCUUCGAUGAGUACAUCAACCCGGAUGCGUAUCUUCCUUGA
Aspergillus pseudoviridinutans is the source of this 660-nucleotide messenger RNA. RefSeq lists its product as uncharacterized. The record is from RefSeq and is a predicted model, not a curated record. Lineage: Eukaryota; Fungi; Ascomycota; Eurotiomycetes; Eurotiales; Aspergillaceae. The coding region runs from base 1 to 660 and encodes 219 amino acids. The transcript is spliced from 3 exons.